Molecule: messenger RNA, 1283 nt
Organism: Dendrobium catenatum
Lineage: Eukaryota; Viridiplantae; Streptophyta; Magnoliopsida; Asparagales; Orchidaceae
Product: protein unc-45 homolog A
Exons: 5
Coding region: 167-880 (237 amino acids)
Molecular function (GO): protein binding
Source: RefSeq, a predicted model, not a curated record
UUAGCCUCGACGAUCCCAAAUCUUCCCUCAGUCUUCUCGUUCAACGAUUCCACAACCGCCGCUUCGCCUCGCCGUCGUCCAAUCCGAGUCACCGGCGGCCACCCCUGAAAUCUCGUCGCAGUGGCUGAUUCGUCUCCCCUCCCUUUAGCUAAGGAGAAGGAGAUUUAUGGAGAUGGAGACGACAUUGAACAAGAUCGAGAGAGCUCAUCGAAUGUACCGGGAAUUAAAGCAUCGAGAUGCUCUUGAGCUCUAUACGGAAGCGCUAGGGAUGGCGAAGAACAAAGCACAGAAGAUCGCGCUGCAUAGCAACCGGGCUGCUUGUUAUCUAAAACUGCAUGACUUCAAUAAGGCAGCUCAAGAGUGCACUUCAGUUCUUGAUUUGGAUCAACAACACACUGGAGCAUUGAUGUUACGAGCACAGACUCUUGUCACCCUAAAGGAUUAUCAAUCAGCACUCUUUGAUGUCAACAGACUGAUGGAACUUAAUCCAGCAUCAGAUGUGUAUCGAAACCUGCAAGCACGACUUAGAACACAAUUGUCUCUAGCUCCAAUACCUGAAUCCGAGGAUGAAUCAAUGUGUCAUGAUGAAGAUGAGGAUGUUGAAUCAAAUAAUUUAUAUAAAGUAAAUAAAAAGAAUGUGGCUCCACUUAUCUCUCCAAAACCUACUGUUAUUGAGGCUAGAGAUCCUGAGACUCCAACUCAUUCAAAUCCACCAGGAUGGGAAGCAAUUCCUAAACCUAAAGGACAUUCUGGUUUAGAUUACUCGAGAUGGGAUAGUGUGGAAGUUGAUUCAAGUGAAGAGGAAGAAGAUGAAACAGAAGAGCAGCAGCCUCAGUAUAGAUUCCGUGUUAGAACUGUUGGUGUUCGUCCUGUAAAGUGAAUGGUUGAAUCAAGAUUGAAUAGAUCAGAUCGUACCCAAAUUUCCUGCAACAGUGUUCAGAAUUUACAGAGCUGAAUUUCAUGGUGUGGUAACAGUUAUGCUGUACGCAUGCAGAUAUUCUGAACCCAAUCAGUCACUGUAUAAAGAGGAUCAGUAGAAUCAGUUUUCACCUUGAUGUCGAUCCUCUAUUGUUUUAGCAGUGCAAAGGAAAAUGACUUUGUUGCAGUUCCCUUACAUUGAAACUUUUUGAAUAAUCAGGCAUAUAUUUUGUCUUAUUAAUAUAAAUAUUGUAGAAAUUAAUGUAGUUUUGAGGACAAGUUUUCUGUAAUGUAUCAGUGGAUGACAAUUUGUAUUUUGUUAAAUAACCUACAUAAAUUUGUGAUGUUGUAAAUAUUUCUAUCAA